AAACGACAUAAAAUAUUAAAAAACUUUGUUCACCCGAUAAGAGAGAUAAGAUCCCAUUAAAUCCAUAGCCUCCUCGACAUUUUCUUCCAGUUAAACUUUUUGGUCUUAGUUUUCUUCGUCUGCAAACCCCAAAACCCAUCCGGGUAUAUCAAAAACGUACUGGGUUUGUGCUUAAUUUGCAGUAGGCCUCUUACCCUCUGGUGGGUGCUUCUCAUUUUUUUUGGUUUGAGAAUUCUGAUAUUACAAAUAUAAUCCGUCGCAAUGGGAGCAUCACAGCUGGGAUGCGCCUCUACAAAAAUUGUGGGUUUAAGGUCUUUUGAGGGUUUUAGGUCUUCAAGGGCUACCCCACCCUGCAGCAUUGCUAUUCGACAGCAACCCAUUAGAAGAGUAAACCUGGUUGUCAAAGCAGCCACAACUGUGGCUCCCAAGUUUACCACACUCAAGCCACUAGGAGAUCGGGUUCUCGUGAAGAUUCAGCCCGUCGAAGAAAAGACUGGAGGUGGAAUUUUAUUGCCAAGCACUGCUAUAAGCAAACCCCAGAGUGGUGAGGUUGUGGCUGUGGGUGAGGGCAAGUCUAUUGGUAAAACUCAGGUUGAACCUACUGUUCAGGUUGGAGCCAAAGUUGUAUAUUCUAAGUAUGCGGGUACAGAGAUUGAAUUUAAUGGUGUGGAUCAUCUUCUUCUUAAAGAAGAUGACAUUGUUGGUCUUCUUGAGACUGAUGACAUGAAAGACCUCAAACCAGUCAGUGACCGUGUUUUAAUAAAGGUCCAAGAAGCCGAGGAAAAGACUGCUGGUGGUUUGCUUUUGACAUCAAGUGCUAAGGAGAAGCCUUCAAUUGGAACGGUAGUUGCAGUAGGACCAGGCUCGUUUGAUGAGGAAGGCAAUAGAAAGGGACUUAGCAUAUCCCCUGGAAGUACUGUUUUGUACUCAAAAUAUGCAGGAAAUGAAUUCAAAAGUAAAGAUGAAUCUCAGUAUAUCACAUUGAGGGUGUCUGAUGUGAUUGCUGUGAUGUCUUAAUACACGUUUGAAUGUUUCUCUUAGGGUGGUUGUCAAGUUAAAUUGCCAUAUUGUGUCCAAAGAAACCUUUUACAUAAUGAAGGGAUGGUGUUUUGCAAUUAAAGCAAUCUCAUAGAAUGAGAAUUAAUGACUCUGUGUUGCAGCAUAUAAAAAGAAAGCUUAGUUUUA
Molecule: messenger RNA, 1185 nt
Organism: Cryptomeria japonica (Japanese cedar)
Lineage: Eukaryota; Viridiplantae; Streptophyta; Pinopsida; Cupressales; Cupressaceae
Product: 20 kDa chaperonin, chloroplastic
Exons: 5
Coding region: 262-1017 (251 amino acids)
Biological process (GO): positive regulation of superoxide dismutase activity
Cellular component (GO): chloroplast; mitochondrial matrix
Molecular function (GO): transition metal ion binding; protein folding chaperone; ATP binding
Source: RefSeq, a predicted model, not a curated record